Molecule: messenger RNA, 2205 nt
Organism: Nakaseomyces glabratus
Lineage: Eukaryota; Fungi; Ascomycota; Saccharomycetes; Saccharomycetales; Saccharomycetaceae
Gene: PMT3
Product: dolichyl-phosphate-mannose-protein mannosyltransferase PMT3
Biological process (GO): protein O-linked glycosylation via mannose
Cellular component (GO): membrane; endoplasmic reticulum
Molecular function (GO): dolichyl-phosphate-mannose-protein mannosyltransferase activity
Source: RefSeq, a predicted model, not a curated record
AUGGAUUCGGAAUUGAGGGCGAGAAAGGCUCCUUCUGUCUCCGAGGUCAAGGUCGAGCACGACCACGGCCACGACCUUGCCAACGACAACAAAGAGCAGAAGGCGUCGAACAAGCAAUUCUGGCUCAGACUCGAGCGCGUAGCCAUGCCUAUUGUGUUCACCUUGCUGGCGCUGCUGGUGAGACUGUACAGGCUCGACGUGGUUAAGAAAGUGACCUGGGAUGAAGCGCACUUCGGGAAGUUCGGCUCUUACUACCUGCGUCACACUUUCUACCACGACGUGCAUCCACCAUUGGGUAAGAUGCUGGUGGGCUUCUCCGGCUACUUGGCCGGCUACAAUGGCUCCUGGGACUUCCCCUCCGGCCAGCCUUACCCAGACUACGUGCCUUUCGUCAAAAUGAGAAUCUUCCAAGGUGCCGUCUCAGCGCUGUGUGUGCCUAUGACGUACUUCGCAGCCAAGGCCAUCGGUUUCUCCUUGCCAACAGUGUGGCUGACCACCAUACUGGUGUUGUGCGAAAACUCCUACACAACCUUAGGAAAACUGAUCUUGCUGGACUCCUUGCUGUUGUUCUUCACCGUCGCUACCUUCAUGUGCUUCCAGAAAUUCCACAGCUACCACAGAAAGCCAUUCUCAUUCCAGUGGUGCUUGUGGCUGUUCCUAACCGGUGCUUCCAUGGGCUGCGCCAUUUCCGUGAAAAUGGUGGGCCUGUUCGUGAUCACUUUAGUCGGCAUCCACACCAUCGUAGAGCUGUGGACACUCCUCGGCGACAAGAACAUCACCUGGAAGCGCUACGCUAACCACUGGAUCGCUCGCAUCAUCUGCCUCAUCGUCACCCCAUUCCUCAUCUUCGCCCUGUGCUUCAAAAUACACUUUGCUUUGCUGUGGGGCUCAGGCCCAGGCGACCAUGAAAUGCCCCCAAGAUUCCAAGCAGCGCUAAACGGCACUAACAUCGGUCAGGGCCCUCGUGACGUGUCCAUCGGCUCCACUAUCACUUUGCAGAACAUGAAGCCCCGCGGUGCCUACUUGCACUCCCACCACCAGACCUACCCAGAGGGCUCCAAACAGAGACAAGUUACCUGCUACAACUACGUCGACGGAAACAACGACUGGAUUGUCUAUAGACCACACGGAAAGCCAAUCUGGCACGUCAACGACACAGAGCAUGAAGCCAUCCGCAACGGUGACACAAUCCGUCUGGUUCACAAAGGUACUGGUUCUAACUUGCACUCACACCAAGUGGAAGCACCUUUGAACAAACUGGAUUACGAAGUGUCAGGUUACGGUAACUUGACCAUCGGGGACUUGAAGGAUCACUGGGUCGUUGAAAUCAUUAAGGAUGACGGUAACGAGGACAAAAACUUGAUCCAUCCAAUCACUACUCAUGUUCGUUUCAGACACGCGGUCUUGAACUGUUACUUGGCUCAAAGUAAUGAGCAUCUACCAGAAUGGGGUUUUAGCCAAGCUGAAGUCAGAUGUAUCAGGGAACCUGAGAAGAAUGAUAUCAAGACUAUGUGGAUCGUUGACACUCACACUCACCCUAACCUAGAGGCCCCAGAAAACUUCAUUUACCCAAGAAGAUCAUUCUGGAGCGAUUUCUUUGAAUUGAAUAAGAGAAUGAUGGCUACAAACAACGCCUUAACUGUUUCCAAGGAUAAACAUGACUACUUAAGAUCUGAGUCCUGGGAAUGGCCAACUUUGUACCGUUCUCUAAGAAUUAACUCCUGGAAUGAGAAUGACACCAGAUAUUUGUUAUUAGGUUCUCCUGCUUCUACCUGGCCAUCUACAGUUGCUGUAUUGUUCUUGGUAUUUGCACUACUUUACAAAGUUUUGAAAUGGAAUAGACAAAUGCAAAUCUUCCAAAAUGAACAUGAUGAAGAACUAUUUAUUUAUGGUGGUGUUUAUCCAUUGCUUGGUUGGUUUUUGCAUUUCUUCCCAUUUGUCAUUAUGGGUAGAGUUAAGUAUGUUCACCAUUACUUACCUGCUUUGUACUUCGCACUCUUUGUCUUGGCAUAUAUCUUCGACGCUGGAUUAAGAUACUACAACAAGACAAAGACUCAAAGGAUCAUUAAAUUCUGUAUUUAUGCCGGUUACAUGUCUGUUGUCAUUGGUGGCUUCAUACUAUUUGCUCCAUUCUCUUAUGGUAUGACCGGUAAACUUGAAAACUAUAAGCACUUGAACUGGAUGAAGAACUGGGAUGUCGUGUAA